Molecule: messenger RNA, 1115 nt
Organism: Galeopterus variegatus (Sunda flying lemur)
Lineage: Eukaryota; Metazoa; Chordata; Mammalia; Dermoptera; Cynocephalidae
Gene: YOD1
Product: YOD1 deubiquitinase
Exons: 2
Coding region: 1-1047 (348 amino acids)
Biological process (GO): endoplasmic reticulum unfolded protein response; protein deubiquitination
Cellular component (GO): cytosol; nucleus
Molecular function (GO): cysteine-type deubiquitinase activity
Source: RefSeq, a predicted model, not a curated record
AUGUUUGGCCCCGCAAAGGGUGGCCAUUUUGGAGUCCACCCGGCGGCCAGUUACCCCGGCGGCGUCUCUCAACCUGCUGCCGGGACCAAAGCUGGCCCCGCCGGAGUCUGGCCUGUGGGCGGCCGGACCAACACGAUGUGGCGGCUCCGCUGCAAGGCCAAGGAUGGCACUCAUGUUUUGCAGGGGCUGUCCAGUCGCACCCGGGUGCGGGAACUCCAGGGCCAAAUUGCCGCCAUCACUGGGAUCGCCCCCGGCGGUCAGCGCAUCCUCGUCGGAUUCCCGCCUGAGAGCCUGGAUCUGAGCAACGCGGAUACCAUUUUGGAGGACUUGCCCAUCCAAUCAGGCGACAUGCUGAUCGUUGAAGAAGACCAAACCAGGCCCAAAACUUCACCUGCAUUUACAAAACAUGGUGCUCCUAGUUACGUCAGGGAAACUUUGCCUGUGCUUACUAGAUCCGCGGUCCCAGCAGACAACUCUUGCCUCUUUACCAGCGUAUUCUAUGUGGUUGAAGGAGGAGUUUUGAAUCCAGCUUGUGCCCCUGAGAUGAGACGCCUCAUAGCACAAAUUGUAUCAAGUGAUCCAGACUUCUAUAGUGAGGCAAUACUGGGAAAAACAAAUCAAGAGUACUGUGACUGGAUCAAAAGGGAUGAUACUUGGGGAGGAGCAAUUGAGAUAUCAAUUUUGUCUAAGUUUUAUCAAUGUGAAAUAUGUGUAGUGGAUACACAGACAGUAAGAAUUGAUCGUUUUGGGGAAGAUGCGGGGUAUACUAAAAGAGUCCUGCUUAUGUAUGAUGGCAUCCACUAUGAUCCACUUCAGCGUAACUUCCCUGAUCCAGAUACUCCUCCUCUGACCAUUUUCUCCACUAAUGAUGAUAUUGUUCUUGUACAAGCACUGGAAUUAGCAGAUGAAGCUAGAAGGAAGAGACAAUUUACUGAUGUAAACCGCUUCACCCUGAGAUGCAUGGUGUGUCAGAAGGGAUUAACUGGACAAGCAGAAGCAAGGGAUCAUGCCAAGGAGACAGGCCAUACCAGCUUCGGAGAAGUGUGAUCUAUGCAUGAUGAAGGUUGAAGCUUACUACCUCACAGAUCCAGAAGGCUCUGGGUUUUCCAAUAAGC